Messenger RNA from Helianthus annuus (common sunflower), 906 nucleotides. RefSeq lists its product as uncharacterized. The record is from RefSeq and is a predicted model, not a curated record. The coding region runs from base 1 to 906 and encodes 301 amino acids. The transcript is spliced from 4 exons. NCBI's taxonomy places the organism in Eukaryota, Viridiplantae, Streptophyta, Magnoliopsida, Asterales, Asteraceae. Gene Ontology annotation, molecular function: zinc ion binding; nucleic acid binding.
AUGACUGACUCAUCGAAGAAACAAGAAGGAAAGAGCAGUACGCCAAGUUGUAAAGUAUGCGGGAAAGGACACAAGGGGCACACGGCUGCGUUGUGCCCGGGGAAAGUGUCGGUGUGCUACAAAUGUUAUCAGUCGGGUCACAAGAAAUCUGAGUGCCCGGAGUUGUUCGAAAAAAAGGAUGACAAGAGUACGCACACAGAGGCACCAAAAGCAAAAGCAAGAUCCUUCCAGUUAACAGCAGUGGAGGCAAAAACAGAGCCCGAUGUGGUCUCAGAGGUAGAAAUAGGCGAUAACAAAAAUUUCCUUGUGUGUGAUAUAUGUCGAGAUUGCAAGAUAAGCAUAGACGAUGAGGAAUACCCAAUAGACUUGAUUCCUAUGGCCAUGGGAGAAUUCCAAGUAGUGGUCGGGAUGGAUUGGCUAUCCCGACACCAUGUGAAAGUAGUAUGUUUCCGCAAGGAGAUAAAAUUAACGUCUCCAAGUGGGAAAUCGGUUACUAUACAUGGCGAGAAAGAGGGUAAACCUGUUACGUGCUCAAUGAUAAAAGCUUACAAGCUCAUGAGGCACGGUUGUAGGGCAUUCAUGAUAUAUGCAAAUGAACCAGACAAGGGGUCAUUAAAGAUUGAAAACGUACCGGUGGUACGCGAAUAUGCCGACGUGUUUCCGGAAGACCUACCGGGAAUACCGCCAGAACGGGAGGUAGAAUUCGGAAUCGAAUUGAUUACGGGCGCGAAACUCGUGGCCAAGGCGCCGUAUCGGCUCGCACCCUCAGAAUUGCAAGAAUUAAUGUCUCAAAUUCAAGAUCUCCUAGACAAAGGGUUUUUUCGCCCAAGUGAUGUUGGAACUAACCGGAAGAUGAUCGAGCUAGCUUUUGAAGAACCGAACACUAUCUACAAGCUUCCGCAAUAG